This is a messenger RNA of Pelmatolapia mariae (spotted tilapia), 582 nucleotides long. RefSeq names its product gamma-crystallin M2-like. Gene Ontology annotation, biological process: visual perception; lens development in camera-type eye. Gene Ontology annotation, molecular function: structural constituent of eye lens. Bases 1 to 582 code for a protein of 193 amino acids. The transcript has 3 exons. The record is from RefSeq and is a predicted model, not a curated record. NCBI's taxonomy places the organism in Eukaryota, Metazoa, Chordata, Actinopteri, Cichliformes, Cichlidae.
AUGCCCAUCAUGGAGCAUCCUAAGCCAACAGUGACCUUAAUUUUUGUAUAUUCAUCUGUCCAGAUUGCGUUCUUUGAAGACAAGAACUUCCAAGGCUGUAGUCAUGAGUGCAGUACUGACAGUCCUGACCUGACCUCAUAUUUUAGUCGCUGCAAUUCCAUUAAGGUGGAUAGCGGGUGCUGGGUGCUGUAUGAGCAUCCCAACUACACAGGCUCCCAGUACAUCCUGAGCCCGGGUGAAUACCCCGAUCACCAGCAUUGGAUGGGAUUCAACGAUAGCAUCAAGUCAUGUCGUUCAAUUAAAAACGUCUAUGGAAAAUCCUGGAAGAUCAGAUUCUACGACAAGCAGGAUUUUGGAGGCCAGGCAGCUGAGUGUGUCGAAGACUGCCCUUCAGUUUAUGAGACCUUCAAGUUUCGGGAAUUGCGCUCCUGCGUAGUGAUGGAUGGUGCAUGGGUCCUGUAUGAGCAACCAGACUACCAUGGACACCAGUAUUUCCUGGAACGUGGAGAGUACCCCAACUAUACAGACUGGGGCGCCAACUCCCCUGCUGCAGGAUCCUUCCGAAUGAUCACAGAACUCUAG